AUGCAAGGAAUGUCUGUGAAGUUAUUUAAAAAAUCGAAUACUUACCUUCAUUUAUAUGAACAACGGUUAUCUUUUCUAAGAGCAACUUCAUUUCUUCCAAAAUUUCUUAAUCAUCGAUUAUCAUUGAAAAUCAAUUUAACGUCUCUUUCGAGAGAAUAUUUUUCGAACUUUUCACACAAUUCACCAGUUAAUGUAUUCCAUCUCAACAUUACAUGUGCACAAAAAUCUCAGAUUUAUCGUUCAAUAUGUGACAUUUCUCUCACAUUCUAUUUAAAUAAUUCCAAACAAUUAAAUCUUUUCUCAAACCAAGCCACGUGUUCAUUGUCCAUCUUGAGAAUCAAUUCGGACAUAAUCUCGAUUAGUCUGCAUGAAUUAUUUCCAUCUGAUUUUCAGUUUUAUUUCCUCCAACUUUGGUCUCAUCAUAGCAAUCAAACAAUCAUCUCUUGGCCACAAUGGCCACCGUCUAAUGAACGUUUGAAUCAAAACAUUCUCAUUCAUUAUUCUUCUCAAGAUUUAUUUGUUCACGAACAAAAUUCUCUGUCUAAGUGGUUGGAUUUAUUCACUAUUGAACAACGAGAACUUGUUCCAUUUGAAAGAGCAAAAAAUUGCUCUGUAUGUUCAAAACAAUUUCACGAUUGGAUAUUCGAUUAUCAACAAUGGCAUAAGAACAUCACGACUGUUCUUCUUUUCAAUCAAAAAAGCAAAACAAUCGAUGAACAACGAAAGGAGAUUCUUAAACAUGAUAUUCGAUUCUUAAUUUAUGAAAAGCAGUUGACUGGUAUUGCUGAUCGAUUUAUUCAUUUGAUUUCAACAUAUUUUGUUGCUUUAUUAACGAAACGUUUAUUUAUUUUCGAUGAAGAUUGGCCAGAUUUUCAUGAGAUAUUUCAGUUAAGUUUAAAUUCUGAUCAUCAGGCAUUCGCAUUUUUAUUUGAGAAAUUCAAUUUUUCAAAAAAAGUGCAAUCGUUUUCAUUUGAUCGAUAUCUCAAAGAUUAUGAUUAUGAUCAACAAUUUCCCGAACGCGUUCUCAUUUUCAAAGGACACACAGGUGGUGUUAUUCAAACAAUCGACUCAAAAACUAGUGUUUACCGGAAGUUUCUAACCGAAGAUCUACAAAUGAAUGCGAACAAUAUCUUUGGUUGUCUUUAUCAUUCGUUUCUCGCUUAUAAACUAUCGGAAAUUGUCCAAAGAGUUGCUUUAUCGAGUACAAAAUUGAAUUCAUUUGAUCAUUCAUCAUACGAAAUUCUUCAAAUUCUUUUAUCGUCCAAUUUUUUCACCAUUGGUGUUCAAAUUCGUGCAGGCGACGCAACAAUGCAGCGAAAAUCGACAAAUCAACUCUUGAAUGACACUCAAGAAACGCGUCUUCUCGGACGAGUUGAAAAUUAUCUCAAUUGUACUUUGGAUUUAAUUCAUCAAAAUCAACAGUCGAACGUCAUUCCAGUUGUUUUUCUCAUGUCUGAUAGCUAUGAAAUUCGUCGAUCUGCUUUGAAACGUUGGUCAUUACCUCUUCAAAGUCAAUCACGAUUGAAAAACGAUCGUUUAUAUAUUUUAUCCGAUUCCAAACCUGUUUUACAUAUUCAAUAUACAAACAAUCGUUUACUUGCUCUACAAUUGGGAGCUUUUCACAUGUUCCUGUUUAGUUUAUGUGAACAACAUUUAAUUAGCACAGAUAGUGGUUUUGGUCGCAUUCCUGCAUUUGCAUCAUUGAGACAAAGAAAUCUUUAUUCACUUUCAUUGAAUGAGCGUGCAUCUUGUCGAAACCAAGGAAUUACGUUGAUAAGUGCAGGACGGAAUUGGUCUGGAAUUUAA
Adineta ricciae is the source of this 1806-nucleotide messenger RNA. The record is from the annotation of a GenBank genome assembly. Lineage: Eukaryota; Metazoa; Rotifera; Eurotatoria; Adinetida; Adinetidae.